CUCUUCGCCUCUGCGCAUGUGCGUGCCAGCCAAGGAGUGCGCACAUUGCCCACAUUGCAUUGCGAUAAACAACCAAGAUGGCGGAGGAAGAAGAGGGAGGCGGCGACCGGUUAGACGACCGGCUGUUGCCGGAGCCAGAUGAUGAAGAUGAGUUUGCUGACAUGGAAGUUGAAGACCAUGACAGUGAAGAGGCUGAAAAACCAAGCAUCAUCAAUUUUGAUCCAAGUCUACCUACUGCACACUCUUACUUGGGAAUGGACAUGGAGGAGUUUCAUGGUCGUACUGUGCAUGAUGAAGAGAGUAAACCAACCAUCCCAGUUCUCCCUCAUGUUGCUGUUAUUCUUAUUCCUGGGCAAACCUUACCACUGCAGCUUUUUCGUCCUCAAGAAGUAUCCAUGAUGCGAAAUCUGAUUCAGAAAGACAGAACAUUUGGCAUCCUGGCAUACAGUGAACAUACUGACCGUGCUGCAGAAUUUGGAACCACAGCAGAAAUUUAUGAAUAUAGGGAGGAACAAGAAUUUGGUAUUGAAACUGUGAAAGUGAAAGCUAUUGGGCGUCAGAGGUUUAAAGUUCUUGAGACAAGAACUCAAACUGAUGGAAUUCGGGUUGCAAAAGUUCAGAUCCUGCCAGAGUGGGUCCUUCCUUCAAGUGUAUCAGGAGUUCAGCUUAAUUCUCUUAACAGACUUCAUAUGUUUGUCUCAGAUAAGCCCCCUGCAUGCCGAUUAAAGCAAACCCAGAAGUGGUGGCAGAAAUAUCAAAAGAGAAAUUUCCAUUGUGCAAAUCUGACUUGGUGGCCUCCAUGGGUAUAUUCAUUGUAUGAUGCAGAAAUACUAAUGGAAAGAAUGAAAGCACAACUCCGAGAAUGGGAUGAAAAUCUCAAAGAUGACUCCCUUCCCUCAAAUCCUGUAGAUUUUUCUUAUAGGGUGGCUGCUUGUUUGCCUAUCGAUGAUACCUUAAGAAUAGAUCUACUUAAAAUUGGUAGUGCUAUUCAGCGGCUCCGUUGCGAAUUGGAUCUGAUGGACAAAUGUACGUCUCUAUGUUGUAAAAGAUGCCACCACACAGAGAUAACCACAAAAAAUGAUAUCUUCAGCUUAUCAUUAUAUGGACCCAUGGCUGCCUACGUGAAUCCUCAUGGCUAUGUACAUGAAACCCUCACCGUAUAUAAAGCUAACAACCUGAACUUAAUUGGGCGGCCAUCAACUCAGCAUAGCUGGUUCCCCGGCUUUGCGUGGACUAUAGCCCAGUGCCGUACUUGUGGAAGUCAUAUGGGUUGGAAGUUUACAGCAACUAAGAAAGACAUGUUGCCCCAGAAAUUCUGGGGAUUAACACGGGCAGCCCUGCAGCCCAGAAUACCAGAAAUGGAUGAUGAAAGUCAACAGGAAGGAUGUUGGCAACCAUGUCGUUAAUAUUUGUGUGUGUGUGUAUAUAUGUUAAAUAUAUAUUUUAUAUAUAGAUAUAAAUAUCUAUAAGUGAAUAGCACUGUAGUUACUUGUGCCAAAGAACCUCUAGUUCUUAUCAGAAGUUAUUCAAGAAUAUAACAGCAGAUUGAAUGACAUGCAUGACAUGGCUCUGUUGGAUUUAAUAACUUAAACUUUAAAAUAAUCAGUCUCAGAUAUAGCACUACCAUUUGAGAUAUUGAUGCAACUUGUAUCAAUACAUUGCGAUACUGUUUUAAACAGCUUGUCCCAGAUCAGGUUCAGUGAUUUAAUGAAGGUUAUCUUUUGGAAACAAAAAGCAACUGAAAGAAUAUCACUUGGAAUAUGGAUAAAUCAUUUAAGGUUCUGAGAUAUUUGACUAUUUGCUGUACUAAGGAAGAUUUACCAUACGAGUUUGGACAGGACACUACCCUGACAUUAUUUUGUUUCCUUUAUUUUGAGUUGACAUACGAGGGGUGAUUGCUAAGUUCAUGGCCUAAAGUAGAAGGAGUCAAUUUUAGAAAACCUAGCACAUUUAUUUUUCAACCUAGUCCCCUCUACAUGUACCCACUUAGUCCAGCAGUCAUGGAGCAUACAGAUCCCUUCUUUGUAGAAGUGGUCCACAACAGGGGUGAUUGAUAAGUUUAUGGCCUAAGGUAGAAGGAGAUGAGUUAUACAGCUCUCAUUACAUGCACGUACAGUUCAGCUCUUUGCGUGAAAAUGCACAAUGUUUGAAGUUAAUACCUCAUCUCCUCCUACCUUGGGCCACGAGCUUAUCCAUCACCCCAUGCUGUGAACCACUUCUGGAGGUCCAAGACACCAACUCCUACAAAGAAGGGAUCCGUAUGCUCCACAACCGCUUGACUAGGUGUGUAAAUAUAGGAAAAAUAAAUGUGUUGUGUUUUCUAAAAAUGGCUCCUGCUACCUUAGGCCACGAACUUAUCAAUCACCCUGGUACAUUACUUUUAACUGAAGUUAUUUUUAAAUUGCUAUUUGCAGCUUUCUAAGAUGGAGUUUUAUAUUGCAUCUUAACAGGGUAUUUGUAAAAAUGUUCCAGUUAAAAGGCCCCUCUAUGGAAUGAAUAGUUUUCUUCCAUUAUCUGACUGCAUAUCAACUGUGUUCCUUACUGUAACAACCUAGGGAGCUGCAAUCCCAUGGACAAAUGCUGUUGUUUUGCCUUAUUUGCUCAGGUAUUAUGCAAGCAAGUAAAAGAAAAGAGAAUUGUGAACCCAAAACCAGAUUAAUUUUACACACAAAUUUUGGAAAGGUAGUUUACUUUCUUAGAACAUACAUUAUGAAAUUGAGUAUAUCCCCUCCAUUUUUUCCGUCAUAUUAAUAGACUACAGAAAUGUCUCUCCAAAUUACGGUAGAAUGUUCUCAGUGGGAGAGUGAAGGCAGUAGGUACCUAUAAAAUGAGCUUGCAAAAGGCAACAAUUUUAAAAGCAAUAUGCUGUUCACAAUUAAGAAAUAAUCAUAUUUUAAUUUUGCAUGUAGGCCUAAUUAGAAACCUAUUGAUCGUUAACUUAGUGUUGCUUCAAGAUGCUUGAUAACACCUGAUAUUUUAAAGUGGAUCCAUUUAAAAUGUCCAUUUAAGCCUUUUUGAUAAUCAUUGUGCAUAACUCUGGGAGAUGACUUUCAACUAGAUUAUUCUAACAACUUCAUGCUUUAACUUUAGUUUUUGAAUAAAUCUACAGUUAUUAUUCUGCUGAGGCUACUGAAAAAUUAUCUGUUGUAGCCAUUUCAAAGAAGCUGGUGUAUUAGUUGUUGACAGACCAGAAUUUGUGAUGUGGUCAACUUGUUAUAAGGCACUACAGUGCUGUUCUUAGUUUUCAUUCUGGCAAAUUACUUAGUUCCUAGUAAAUGGUGUUAUAAUGAGAUCUAUUUUUCUUGAGGUAGUUGUAAAUAAUGGGAUUUACUGUGUGUUUAGUAAUUGAGAAUCAUUGUCUUGAAAGCAUUGUUUUAAUUGUAGGUAUUCUGGGCAGCAGUGCUCUUUUCAGUACGGAGGUUUGUUUAUGUCAGAUUCAAUUGAAAGUAAUUUAUACUGUUCUUUACGAAGCAAAUGGAAUGGAACUAAGACACAAGUAAAAUGAUUAAAAUAUUUUGGAGACAUUAACUUUAACAAAAUUUUGCAGAAUUCUUUUAUAAUGCUACCUACAUCCAUAAUUUUAUAUUUAAUGAACAAAUUAAAGUAAUAAUGUUUUGUAUUAUUGAAGCAUUUUGCAAGACAAUUUUGCCUUUUGUUCAACAAAGGAAAGUAUUAGUAAAUCUGUGUUCCUAAAUUGUAGUCUGAUCAGUUUAAAUCUUGCUCUGUAUUCUUGGGUGCUGAGUUGCAUCUGCAGCCAUUCUCACAAUAAUACAGGUUAUUAUGCACCUAGCUGUAAUUUAACUGGUUCAAUGGAUUAUCCAAAGUAUUUAAAAAUGAAACAGAUAACAGGUUAAUUUUUGAUAUGAUUGGGAAAAGAAGUGGUACAUUGAAGUGCACCUGCUUAAUCUGAGCCAUUUGAAAUUUAUUGGAAGAUGAAGGCUCUCAUUUUGUGAUAAUUUUGCAUUUACUUUUAAAGAUAUUUGAACGUUGAACUGGAUGCAAUGGCAAUGUAUUAGAACACAAUAAAGAAGAAAGAGAUCAGAAAAUGAACAAAUUGAAUUUUGGAAGUUAAAUCUGAGCCUUCUGCUAUUGAAGAAUUAUAAUUCCACCAGCUAUGAUCUGAGUAUUUAGUAUGGUACUUUGCUUUCUGUUAAUGCACUUAGCUUCAUGAUAUUUGAAAAAUCUACUAGUUACCAAAGAGAACUAGGGACAUUUUGAAGCUUCAGUUGAUGUUCUUAAGUUCUGAAUUCAGUUUACUGUUCAAUACAGUUUCAUUUUAUUGAAGGAAAUGCUCACUGUCUAAGGUGAUGUGGGAACAGUUAUAAAAUACAUUAAGUCCUUAACCUAUAUUGCUGAAUAAUUCUUUUCUCUAUUAAAUCUAAGCGUAGUUGUA
Hypanus sabinus (Atlantic stingray) is the source of this 4393-nucleotide messenger RNA. It is a transcript of the gene crbn, whose product is annotated as cereblon. Bases 78 to 1406 code for a protein of 442 amino acids. Lineage: Eukaryota; Metazoa; Chordata; Chondrichthyes; Myliobatiformes; Dasyatidae. The record is from RefSeq and is a predicted model, not a curated record. The transcript has 11 exons.